AUGAAACCUCGACCCAUCUCUCCGUCUACUAAGCCCAACGACCCGGCCGCUUUUGCCAAGCUUUCCGCCCCGAAGGCCGUCUACAUCGAUCACAGCUCUCAGCUCCACAUAACACUCGAGUCACAGUGCCACACCAUCACUGCAUCAAACCAGGGCCAAACUGUCGCUUGCGGCUUUGCCCCCUCCCCUCCCCAGACCCCCGGCCACCUGAUCAUCGUCCCAGCCCCCCAUCUCGUCGCCAUUCUUGCGUCCUCGUGGCCCUGGAAGUGGCACUCGCAGCAACACCUUUUGGCACCUUUUCGCCAACAAUUGCACAUUCCCUCGUCAGUCGUCGCGCCGUUCGUCCGUCACACCGCAACAACCGCUGCUGCGUGUAUCCGCCUCCAACAGCACACUACUGCACCUCCUCACCUCUUUUUUCUUCCCACCUCCCCUACUCUGUUUCUUUCCCUGCAUUUCUGCAGCAACACGUCAGGUCUCACCGCCACGCCAAAGAAUCAAACCUGCAUCAUGUUCGCCCUUCUCCAGACCCUGCUCGAGUUCAACUCCCACGUCACGCUGUUCCAGCGUAUGAUGUUCCUCUUCUCCUUUUGCCUUUCCGGAAUCAUUCUCGCGGUCCAGGCGUCGCAGGCUGGUGAACCGGACCAUUUGCGCAUUCAGUGGACGCGCUUGACGGAACAGAGCCGGUGA
Molecule: messenger RNA, 690 nt
Organism: Colletotrichum orchidophilum
Lineage: Eukaryota; Fungi; Ascomycota; Sordariomycetes; Glomerellales; Glomerellaceae
Exons: 2
Coding region: 1-690 (229 amino acids)
Source: RefSeq, a predicted model, not a curated record